This is a messenger RNA of Seriola dumerili (greater amberjack), 714 nucleotides long. RefSeq lists its product as uncharacterized. Bases 1 to 714 code for a protein of 237 amino acids. NCBI's taxonomy places the organism in Eukaryota, Metazoa, Chordata, Actinopteri, Carangiformes, Carangidae. The transcript has 6 exons. The record is from RefSeq and is a predicted model, not a curated record.
AUGCUACUGACUGUCAAUCUCUCCUGUCCUGGGAUGGUUGGAGACAGAGUUCAUGGAAAAAGGAAUCCAGCUGCAACCAAAGCACACAUCUACAACACUUUGGUGGCUUGGUUUAUGUCCUUGGUUGGCCCAGACACACUUGAUGAUGAGGAAGCCGAGGGUGCUGGAGAGGUCCCAUUCUGGGUUGCAGGACUUCAGCAGCUGUGGACAGAGAAUGGACUGGUUUUACAUGUUUUAGCUGUGGCUCAUCACUGUUAUAAACCAAGGAAAUGGGACAUAGACAUCCAUGCACCUUUCUAUAGCCAUGUCUGUAGGUUUCUCUCUGAGACCUCACUCACUCAGAUUGCUCCCUGGCUACCUGAGCUCCAGAUCUUGCUGAACCAACAAGCCUACGCGUCACCCAUUCACCUGCCUUCCUCCUGUUUAAAUUGUUUCAUCUCUGCCACCUUCAACAAAAAGGUUAUCGAUAGGACAUUUGGUCUCACUCCAGGUUUUUACUGGCAGACUAUGGAAACUCAGGAGCGUGUUUGUAAGAGGAGAGAGACCACACAAGCACUGCACACAGAGGUAUCAGUUGCUCUGGGGUUCAGUGGCUUCUUCCUACAUCCCCUCAUAACACACUACACCCUCCAGCUUGUCGUCGACUCAGGACUCGAUGUGGUGUUCCAGUCAACCAGAGAGCUGAUGAAACCUGCCAGCCUGUCCUUGCCCUAG